UCCUCACUGUCACCUGACUCUUGUUUCUGUUCUGGAGAAAUGGCUGCUCACUUGUCUUACGGACGAGUCAAUUUAAACAUUUUAAGAGAAGCAGCACGAAAGGAUCUUCGUGAGUUUUUGGACAAAUGUGCAGGAAGCAAGGCUAUAGUAUGGGACGAAUAUCUCACUGGACCAUUUGGAUUAAUAGCACAAUAUUCAUUACUCAAAGAGCAUGAAGUGGAUAAGAUGUUCACCCUAAAGCGUGGGCGCUUGCCCUCAGCUGAUGUUAAAAACAUCAUAUUUUUUGUUCGACCCAGACUAGAGCUCAUGGAGAUUAUUGCUGACAACAUAUUCAGUGAGGAUAAAUUGCACUCCUCCCGAGACUUCCACAUUCUGUUUGUACCUCGGCGUAGCAUGCUGUGUGAGCAAAGAUUGAAGGAGUUGGGGGUAUUAGGCUCUUUCAUUAACAUUGAUGAGUACAUACUAGACCUAAUACCUUAUGAUGGGGAUCUUCUUUCUAUGGAAUAUGAAAGUGCCUUCAGGGAGUGCUACCUGGAGAAUGAUCAGACAAGUCUUUAUCACACAGCCAAAGGCCUUAUGACACUCCAGGCCCUAUAUGGAACUAUACCACAGAUUUAUGGUAAAGGGGAAUGUGCACGGCAUGUGGCCAACAUGAUGCUGCGAAUGAAAAGGGAGUUUGCUGGGAGUCAAAAUCAAAUCUUGCCAGUGUUUGAUACACUUCUUCUUUUGGACCGUAAUGUUGACCUGCUAACCCCUCUAGCUACCCAACUGACUUAUGAGGGGCUAAUUGAUGAAAUCUAUGGCAUUAAUAAUGGUUAUGUGAAACUGCCUCCAGAAAAGUUUGCACAGAAAAAGCAAGGUGAAGCAAGUAAAGAUUUACCAACAGAGCAUAAGAAACUGCAACUAAACUCAGCAGAGGAGUUGUAUGCCGAAAUCAGAGACAAAAAUUUUAAUGCUGUUGGAUCUGCUCUCAGCAAGAAGGCCAAAAUAAUUUCGGCUGCUUUUGAGGAACGCCACAAUGCUAAAACUGUGGGAGAAAUAAAGCAGUUUGUAUCGCAGCUGCCACAUAUGCAGGCAGCACGAAUCUCCCUAGCAAAUCAUACAUCAAUAGCAGAGCUGAUUAAAGAUAUAACAACAUCUGAGGCCUUUUUUGACAAAUUGACAGUGGAACAGGAGUUUAUGACUGGGGUUGACACUGACAAGCUUAACACGUAUAUAGAAGACCGGAUUGCUCAAAAGGACCCCCUGAUUAAGAUACUGCGUCUGAUGUGUAUGCAGUCAGUAUGUAACAAUGGCCUCAAACAAAAAGUGUUGGAUUUCUACAAAAGGGAGAUUCUGCAGACCUAUGGUUAUGAACAUAUACUAACAUUAAACAACCUUGAGAAAGCUGGACUCCUAAAGCCACAAACCAGCUCUAGAAACAACUACCCCACUAUCAGAAAAACCCUAAAACUGUGGAUGGAGGAUGCUAAUGAACAGAACCCCAAUGAUAUAUCCUACGUAUAUAGUGGAUAUGCCCCACUAAGCAUCCGACUAACUCAGGUGCUGGCAAGGCCUGGAUGGCGAAGUAUUGAAGAAGUGCUAAAGAUGCUUCCUGGUCCACAUUUUGAGGAGAGGCAACAACUGCCUGCUGGGCUUCACAAAAAACGUCAGCAAGGGGAAAACCGUACAACUCUGGUCUUCUUCCUUGGUGGAGUAACAUAUGCGGAAAUAGCGGCCCUUCGUUUCCUCUCUCAAAUGGAGGACAGUGGCAUGGAGUAUGUUAUAGCCACUACCAAACUUAUCAAUGGCACAACCUGGAUUAAAUCGCUCAUGGACAAGCCUGAAUCUCAGACCUUCUAAGUUAUUUCGCCAAACUUCACUGGACAAUUAAGUGAAACACCCAUUUCAUGUCAAUAGCAGUUGAGUUGUUAGUUUUUUGCACUUAUAUCACAAAUGACAGUUUACUUCCAUUUAAGCAGUUAUUACAAAUUACAAUCUUGUUACAUUUUUGGUUCUCGCUGUAUAUAAAAUGUGCUUUGGCAAUCAUUCGUAAGAUGUCUGACUCUGUAGUCUCUAUUACUUUUAUUGUUGAACAUUUUCUUGACCAUAACAAAUUAUUAAUAAAUCAGUAACUAACUUCAUUGCAUG
Messenger RNA from Periophthalmus magnuspinnatus, 2130 nucleotides. RefSeq names its product VPS33A core subunit of CORVET and HOPS complexes (gene vps33a). Gene Ontology annotation, cellular component: lysosome; CORVET complex. Lineage: Eukaryota; Metazoa; Chordata; Actinopteri; Gobiiformes; Gobiidae. Gene Ontology annotation, biological process: vesicle-mediated transport; intracellular protein transport. The record is from RefSeq and is a predicted model, not a curated record. The transcript has 13 exons. Bases 40 to 1842 code for a protein of 600 amino acids.